GUCGAUGCAGUUGAUUAAUCACAUCCUCCGAACGGGGACUGUCAUUUUCUUUUCCAUCACCUGCAAACGGGAGUAACAUUUGUGUUUAGUGAAAUAAAACCAAUUUCUCGUGUGAAUCCAUUAGUUGUUAAUUGCCAAUGAGCGAUUAUUCGAAACAUUAGUGCAGAAUUGUGUGUAAAUGUUACCAAAAACUGCUAAAAUGCCUGCGAUCCGUGACAGUCACGUAGUGAAGAUUGCGGUCGAGUUCGAAACCGGAAUUCCGCAGCUAAUCGAGUUCGAUCAAAGACAACCGCUGGCUACGAUUAUUCAGAAUUUGUGUUCUUUUUGGGUAAUUCAAGAUCCGGAAAGUUAUGCCUUACGGUUUACCGAUGUAAACAACAAUUAUGUGACGGAGAAGAAUAGACACGAUGUGAAAAAUGGGUCAGUCCUUAAAAUGGUUUACUCCCCUUCAAAGACGGCUAAUGAUAUUCUGGAAAAACUACAAGGAGGAAAGAGUGACGAAAUGGUGAAAGUUUUGCAAGAGCUUCCUGGGUUAAGCGCGGAUAUUACCUUUGCGCUUGAGUUUAUCAAAGAACAAGGGCUUAGUUUGAUCAUUGGAAUAAUUGAAGAUCUUGCUUGGAAGGACGGAGGAAACAUUUUGAAAUUUGCCUUGUCUUCUUUUGUUGAAUUAAUGGAUCAUGGCACCGUGUCCUGGGAUAUCCUGCAACCUGCCUUUAUAUCAAGAAAUAUCUCGUUUAUUAAUGGGAACAGUAACAAAGAAAUUGUGCAAUCAGCAUUGGCAAUUCUGGAAAACAUUGUUCAGAAUAGUAGCAAAUUUUCGCUGGUUGAAAAGGAUGUUACCCUAGAGGUGCUACUGAAAUUGCUGCAGGAUUCUCCAUCUACAGUGAUUCAACAGAACACAAUCGCCCUCAUCAAUGCCCUUUUUCUCAAGGCAGAUGACGGCAAGCGAAAGACAAUUGCUGCUACAUUCAGCUCGAAACAAUAUCGAAGUAUCAUCAACAGCGUUAUAACUGCCAACAUGGGAGCGGAAAUAUCCCAUCAGUUAUAUGUGCUGCAGACUCUUACUCUUGGAUUGUUAGAUCAGCGUAUGAAAACUCCUAUUGAUGUACAAGACCAAGACGCUCAGGAAAAAAUCAAGGAACUACGUAGAAUCGCUUUUGAAGCCGAUGGUAUCGAACCAAUUCCUGAAGUAACCGCCCGUCGUCAACAUGGGGGAUCCUAUUCGGUUCACUAUAAAAAGCUUGGGUUCAAGUGCGAUAUUAAUCCAGCACAGGAUUUCUUGGAAACUCCUCCUGGAGUGCUAGCCCUAGACUGCAUGGUUUAUUUCGCUCGAAACUAUACCCAGAACUACACCAAGGUUGUGCACGAAAAUAGUUGCCGCGCAGACGAACAUGAAUGUCCUUUUGGUCGUACCAGUAUCGAACUGGUCAAAGUUUUGUGUGACAUUUUACGAAUUGGAGAGUCACCAUCGGAACAUGGUCAGGAGUUCCAUCCAAUGUUCUUCACACAUGAUCAUCCAUUCGAAGAAUUCUUUUGCAUAUGUAUCGUAGUGUUGAAUAAAACAUGGAAGGACAUGCGUGCUACAACUGAGGACUUUGUAAAAGUUUUCAGUGUGGUCCGCGAACAGAUUACACGCAGCAUCACCGGACGGCCCGCUUCUCUUGAAGAUUUCAAGGCCAAAAUACACACAUUUACCUAUAACACUAUCACCACUCUGCGCCAGCAGGAACGAACAUCCCGCGAGGAAUGUGAAUCAACUGCCUCGGCAAUUGUCUCUCUCAAGGAAAAAAUUACUCCGGAAAUUAUGUCUCUCAUUAAGGAACAACGUCUCGGCUACCUAGUGGUCGGAACGCGAUUCUCCAAAUACAGCGGCGGUAAACGGGAAAGGGACAAGUACUGGUACGCUCGCCUCUCACCGAACCACAAGGUCAUCCACUACGGUGACUGUGACGAGAAAACAGUUCCCACCCUGGAAGAACUAAACAAUAAACUGCCAGUCAUCGACAUCCGCCAGAUGCUGGUCGGUAAGGAAUGUCCCCAUAUGAAGGAAAUGCGUGCCAAAAAAUCAACCUUUCCGCUCGGAUUUUCACUGGUGACGGAAUCCAGUGACCAGCAAACGUUGGACUUUGUUGCUCCGGAUGAGGCAACCUUCAACUACUGGACCGACGGAAUCAAUGCUCUGCUGGGUCAACCGAUGGUCAGCAAGCAGAAGGACGACGACUUCGAGACACUGCUUUCGAUGGAGAUUAAACUGCGCCUGCUGGACACCGAGGGGGUCGACAUUUCCAAGGAUCCACCGCCGAUCCCGCCGGAACCGGAGAACUACGAUUUUUGCUUUGAUAGUUAAGGUAUUCGUGUUGAUUUUUUAGUUUGCAUUUUCUUCGAUUUAUUUUCUUUUAAAGGGACGAUUAUAGUACUAGGUAUACAACGUGUUUGAUGUCUAUUUCUUUAUCAAUUGAUACCAAAGCUGUUUUCUAAACCAGAUGUUUUAUAUAAUUUUUCUCAAUAUAUUUCAGUAUUCUUUCUAAAUUAUCGAUGAGGUAAAAGAAUGUGUCUAAUAGUCGCGAUAGUGAAUUUUAACGCUUGAAAAACGCCAAUUUUAUUAAUCUGUAAUUGUAUACAUUUCAUAUCAGAAUUCCAUAUUGUUUUACUAUAAUUAAAUAAUUUGUUUAUGAAAUUUUGUAAUAAGUUUGAAGCAAACAAACAUUUCUUUUCAUUGAACCGGUAAUUUGUUCAACAAACUGAUUCGAUGAAAGCGCAUACGGUGCCUAGUUUUACUGUAUAUAUCAUGCGUCUUCACGAAAAUUGUAUUCUUGGCUUAUCUGGCAAGUUUUCCACAGUGAGUAUCUACCAGAUCGUGGUCCGGUGGAGCGGCGACGUGGAUUAUGGCGAUUUGAUGUCGACCUUUGUCAUAGACGAGUAUAUCUGGGCGGUUGUGGUCUAGGAAUUGGUCGAAUAGAACAGUUCGAUCCCGGUACAGCUUGAAGACCUCGUUGCAGCACCAAUUGCUGAUGCAAAAUCUUAGUCUUGGUGUUAAAUAUACAUCCUGCAAUUCCUAUCCUGGAUGGCUAUCAUGUCGGUGUCGAUCAUUGAAGAGAGUUUAUCUCGUUUGAGCAGUCACCGGCUCCUCCAGCUGGAACUGGGGGGCAGCGUGCACAGCGUUCUGCUUCCACCCUGCAAUCUUCUCCUCGGCAGUUUGCAGAUUACAGUUAAGGUUGUAUUUCGCUUGCGAUAGGUAAGGUGCGUUAUAGUUGCCAUGCGCAGCAUAAAUUGCUUGAUAUACUCCAUGUAUGUUGGCAUUUUCCACAAAGUAUUCUCGCAGACGAAAUGGUGAAAGUUUUGCAAGAGCUUCCUGGGUUAAGCGCCGAUAUUACCUUUGCGCUGGAGUUUAUCAAAGAACAAGGGCUUAGUUUGAUCAUUGGAAUAAUUGAAGAUCUAGCUUGGAAGGACGGAGGAAACAUCACACUUGGGCUGCGCAUAGUGCUUGGAUGUCGACUAUUCCUUGUCCUCUUCAUUCCAUGGUAAUGUGAUUCUUUCCAGCUCCGACAGAGGACGCUUGUGUAAAUGCCUUCUUCAAUCUUCUCUCGAGAUCUUCCUGGUCACCGGCUCCAUUUGAUGACGCCGAAACUAGGUCAACAUGGGGACAGCAAACGUGACCUUAUUCCCCGCGUUCAGGAAAGACUUCAAAACACAGUUCACUCGACUCGAAAGCUUAUCUCGGAGCUCAAGUUUCACGUUAGUGUGGUGAAUCCCGGGGAGCUGUCAGAAUCCGAUAUACUUAUACGAUUCGUCACUAACCAUGUCCCUAAUCAUCUUGCCUUCGUCGAUUUCGUAGCCACCAGUGUCGACCAAUCGCCCUGAUAGUAGCUUAAUAUUUCUCUAGACCAAACUCCAUGUCGAUAUCGCUACGAAUCCCUUCGACUAGUUUGAUGACUACACCAAAUCGUUUAGUCGAGUCAGAAUAGAUUUUAUACAAGGUAUAAGUCCCGUCUUCUGGUAAGCUUUCUCCAUACUUUAUGCCUUAUUGUAAACGAUAUUCGCUAUACUAAAAUUCCGUUGGGCAUACACCGCUUGUCCAACAAUGACUGUAUCGAUUAUCGCUUGAUCAUCGCCACCAUGUCUGUUUUUCUUGCAUCCCUUUUGCUCCUCUGUCUGGACGCUAUUCUGCUCACAAAGGUGCCAUACGUAUUUGGGGAUAAUGGUACUCAGGAUCUUAGACAAACUUAAUUGAUAGGUAAUUAGUUUCUGUCCUUGGAAAGGGGAAUUGUGGUACCACGGUGUUAUGGGCCAUGUUCGUAGGUAACCAAUAAAGAGGAUUACACGACCCAUACGUUAAAAUAUUCUUUAUUUCAAGCUGUUGAAGCGAACAAAUAGAAUAGUAAAACGCGUGUUACUGCUAGUACAUUAUACCUUAUUCUGACACCGUAAUCGCAGUUCCUCUUGGGUUGUAGGAAUGUCCACGUUUCCAACAUCACCCCUCCUAAUACAGCUGAUAGCUAAUAGGGAUCGAACCCUUGCGGAGCUCUUCGAACACGUGAAGAACGCCUAGGUAUCUGAACAGCUCAGUCGGCUUCAAUUGCAGACAUAAAUAUUCUUAUGUCGAACUUGGCGAUGUUGAAGAUGAAGAAGACGAUACUGAUAACUGUGAUGAUGACUCCAAUGACAAGGUUGGCCUUUUCACCAGGGUGUUUGAUAUUGACGAUGGUUUCAAACUAGAGUAACUUGGAAGAGGCGCUACUGGCGUUGAGUGUGCUAAUGGAUCUGUUGUGCAACAAACCGAAAGAUUCCAAACAUCAAGUAGAAUGUUGAGUGGCAGUUUCGUGCGUCCCAUUCAACGCGAUCUCGAAGCUGGUUAACAUGGUCUAUUGGUCAACUGAACCUUGUACAUUGCACAACCUACACGUUCCAAUACUGUUCCUGGAGUCCAGUGCUAUUGGUUCUUAACGAAGACUUUUGCGUUCAACGGAUGUUUGGCCUUGUAUUCAUGCUUUAAGAGUCUGCUCUGACUUGGCUUUUCAAAUUGCACGGGAUCUGGUGGAGGACGAAGUAGAACUAAACUGGUCCAGAUCGGACGACCAAGUAUGACUUCUACUGCUAAUUUCCUAUCCGAAGAAGAAAAACAAGGUGUACUCCGUUAAGUCAGCAGAAAUGUACUGAAUGCUUCUCGCAUUGUCGGUCUUCCCUGCUUAAUCUUCUUAAUCGAUCUUUUGACCGUAUCCACAAACCGCUCGACUUGUCCGCUCAAUUUUGGGUGAAAUUGCGCUAUUGUGAGAUGCUCGAUAUCGUUGUCCGGAUUGAAAUUCUGCCUUGGUAAGCUGUGCGCCGUUGUCGCUCACCAGUGUCCCUGGCAUUUCCAAGCAUGCGAACAGUUGUCUCAGGAUUUUUACUGUGGUGGCUAUAGUGAUGCUAUGAGUCUGCACAAUCUCAGGCCACUUCGAAAAAGAAUCCAUGGCGAACGAGUAGCAUUCUUCUGAAUCAGUAAUGGUCUCAGACCAACCGUCAAUUAGAUAUCGAUGAACUGCUUUGGCGAUAGGAUCGGAUUGUGUACUGUUGUACGAUCCUAAAACUCAGAGGGAGAACGAUUAGUGUAACUGACCUUAAGUCAUUCUCUAAAGCAGUGAUUCUCAACCUGGGGUCCGCAGAGCCCCCAGGAGCCGUGAUGACGUUGCUGGCGGUUCCACGAAUAAAAAUAUAUUUUUCGAGUGCAGAUUGAAAUUUUAUGUUUUAUUUUCUACAAAACUGCAAAUAACAUAUUGUUAGCAUUUACAAUCAAUGUUUAUCCGUGGAGGUCAACAGCAACCUAGGGUGAUUUCUAAGGGGUCCGUUGUACGCAAAAGGCUGAGAACCGCUGUGCUGGAUGAUCAGACGAGGAAGUAUGUCAGCACUGCCGAAUUUCGCUGCCGGGACGUAUUCGAUGAUGAAUUCAUAAGGCAAUAGCGUAAAAGCCCAAAAUUAUAAUCAGUUCUUUGUACAAACGGGAAUUCGACACGUAAGAUAACUGCAUCUAUUUCAGCGCUAUUCUAAUAAAAAUGAC
Topomyia yanbarensis is the source of this 6034-nucleotide messenger RNA. It is a transcript of the gene Ced-12, whose product is annotated as engulfment and cell motility protein 1. Gene Ontology annotation, cellular component: plasma membrane. The coding region runs from base 179 to 2347 and encodes 722 amino acids. Gene Ontology annotation, biological process: actin filament organization; cell motility. The record is from RefSeq and is a predicted model, not a curated record. Lineage: Eukaryota; Metazoa; Arthropoda; Insecta; Diptera; Culicidae. The transcript has a single exon.